Messenger RNA from Brassica oleracea var. oleracea, 699 nucleotides. Its product is annotated as glutathione S-transferase T3-like. Lineage: Eukaryota; Viridiplantae; Streptophyta; Magnoliopsida; Brassicales; Brassicaceae. The record is from RefSeq and is a predicted model, not a curated record. The transcript has 3 exons. The coding region runs from base 1 to 699 and encodes 232 amino acids.
AUGGCAAGCUCCUCUAGUUUUGUUAAUCUCUUAGCGAGCCAAGGAUCAGUUGACCUUGACUCUGCAGAGACUCCUUUGUUUAGUACCCAAUCUCUGCAAGAGUCAAGUGUCAAAGAGAGGAGAAAGUGGUCUGUGAAGGAGGAUUUAAUCCUGAUAGGUGUUUGGCUCAACACUAGCAAAGAUUCAAUCGUCGGUAACGAACAAAAAGUGCCAAGAGAACUAGGGCAAUGCAAGCAAAGAUGGGCUAGGAUCAAUGAUUUGGUCUGCAAGUUUGCUGGCUGCUACGACACGGCAUUGAGGGAGCAGAGAAGCGGUCAAAAUGACAACGAUGUGAUGAAGGCUGCCUUGGAUAUCUUCAACAGUGACCAGAACAUUAAGUUCAACUUGGAACAUGCAUGGAGGGAGCUUAGGCAUGAUGUGAAAUGGUGCUCCACCUAUCUGGAGAAGGACAAGGAUAAGCGCAAAACUACGGAUACUCCGGUUGCAGAACUAGAAGAUAGACCAAUAGGGGUUAAGGCUUCGAAGGCUGCGGGUAAGAGGAAGAAAACUGGAAAAGAUGAAGAAUUAAUCAAGCUUGAAGGGCUGAUGGAGAUGAAAAAGCAAAUCUCAAGGCAAACUUUUCUUGAAAGAUCAGUAGAAGACAUGUGCGAGAUGAAGACAAGAGAUGGUGUCUCUUCCUUGUUCAGUCCCGGGUCUUAA